This is a messenger RNA of Quercus lobata, 912 nucleotides long. Its product is annotated as Heavy metal transport/detoxification superfamily protein. Gene Ontology annotation, molecular function: metal ion binding. The coding region runs from base 90 to 893 and encodes 267 amino acids. The record is from RefSeq and is a predicted model, not a curated record. NCBI's taxonomy places the organism in Eukaryota, Viridiplantae, Streptophyta, Magnoliopsida, Fagales, Fagaceae. The transcript has 4 exons.
GAAAGCAACAUUGAGACGGUAUUAAAUUGUUCAUAGUCUCUGCCAUUUUGCUUUUGGAAUUGUUCUUUUGUUUCUCAUUAUAGUGAGUGAUGGCAGCUGAAGAUGAAAAGAAAGAGAAAGAAAAAAUUGAGGUGAUUACUGCGGUUUACAAUGUUAAUCUCCAUUGCCAGCAAUGCGCAAACGAUAUCAAGAAGCCUCUUUUACGUACACAAGGGGUUCACACUGUGGAAACUGACAUGGAGAAGAGUGAAUUGAAGGUUAAAGGUGCGAUCGACCCAGUUAAAAUUCAGAAACAAAUAGAGAAAAUAAGUAAGAGAAAGGUUGAGUUGAUAUCUCCAAAAAUCAAGGCCAAGGAAAGUGUUACAGUAGAGAAGAAAGUCAAAGAAACUAAAGAAUUGAUUUCGCGUACAACAUCAGUGAAAGUUCACAUGCACUGUGACAAAUGUGAGCAAGACCUGAGGAAAAGGCUACUAAGGCACAAAGGUAUUCACAACGUUAAAACUGACAUGAAAGCACAAAAUCUAACGGUUGAAGGAACCAUUGAGCCUAAAAAACUACUAUCGUACUUGAAAAAGAAGGUGCACAAACAUGCAGAGAUUAUAAAGUCAGAGAAAAAGGAGGAGAAAAAAGAAAAAGAGAAAGAGAAAGAGAAAGAGAAAGAGAAAGGUAAACCAGCCGAGAAAGGUGAAAGUAAACCCAGUGAGAAAGGAGAUGGCAAAACUACUGGGAAAGAUGAAGGGAAAAUCACUGAAACAACCAAGAUUGUAGAAUUUAAGGAAGAGAAGGUUGUGGAGGUUAAAACUAAAGAGGGCAAUGCGCCAUACUUUAUUCAUUACGUUUAUGCUCCCCAAAUGUUUAGUGAUGAAAAUCCAAAUGCUUGUUCUGUAAUGUAGAAAGAGUGUUCUGACUUUA